Haliotis rubra (blacklip abalone) is the source of this 2475-nucleotide messenger RNA. RefSeq names its product protein cbp-1-like. Gene Ontology annotation, cellular component: transcription regulator complex; histone acetyltransferase complex. Gene Ontology annotation, molecular function: histone acetyltransferase activity; transcription coactivator activity; chromatin DNA binding. Gene Ontology annotation, biological process: positive regulation of transcription by RNA polymerase II. NCBI's taxonomy places the organism in Eukaryota, Metazoa, Mollusca, Gastropoda, Lepetellida, Haliotidae. The transcript is spliced from 4 exons. The record is from RefSeq and is a predicted model, not a curated record. Bases 217 to 696 code for a protein of 159 amino acids.
AUUCAGCCUGGUCGCCCAGGCGUGUCUCCUGAGUAGGUCAAUGCAACAGGUGUCACAAACAUAAGGAUUAACUUGACACGCUUGUACAUCUGAUGGUGGAUGAUCAGUUCACGACAAUGUAGACAUGGGAGUAACGCCCGUGAAGCGAGGCGAGUACGUAAUGCUCGGGACACGGCACUAGAGUUAUCCACCUUCCAUACCCGCCACUAGGGGGCCAUGGGCUCCAGACUCCGGUCCUGUCUGGCAUCGUGCGCAGCGUUCAGGCCUGCCUGUAUCAGCAAGGGAGGACCAGAUGCGGAGAAAGCUGCCGCAGAUGAACCCGUGGAGGUCACAGCAACACUGAACGAUGGGGAGGCUGAUACAGUUGACGGUAAGACCAGCCCGGGAGAUGCGGAACAGGACGCUGGUGACAAACCUGCACCUCCAAAGAAAACACGCAGACAGGAAAUAGAGGGCUAUGUGCAGUCGUUAGUACAUGCUGUCAAGUGUAAGGACCCAUCAUGCACUGUAACGGACUGUCACAGGAUACGGGAAGGUGUGAGGCACAUGCAAACCUGCACCAAGAAGAUGAACGGAGGAUGCACGACCUGUAAACAGCUGAUUGCGCUCUGCUGCCACCAUGCAAAGAGCUGUCGUAGUGACGAUUGUCAGCUUCAGUUCUGUGUACAGCUGAAAAACAAUUCACGGAAAACGUGAAUACAGGAGACUAUGGGGAAAAACGUGAAUACAGGAAACUAUGGGGAAAACGUGAAUACAAGAAACUAUGGGGAAAAACGUGAAUACAGGAGACUAUGGGGAAAACGUGAAUACAGAAGAGGGGGAAAACGUGAAUACAAGAAACUAUGGGGAAAAACGUGAAUACAGGAGACUAUGGGGAAAACGUGAAUACAGGAGACUAUGGGGAAAACGUGAAUACAGGAAACUAUGGGGAAAACGUGAAUACAGGAGACUAUGGGGAAAACGUGAAUACAAGAGACUAUGUACCUUUGCAACAUCAGAAGUUGGAGACAACAUCGGAGGGAUAUGUUCCAUGUUCAUAUCUCACCAUGAUCCUUGAGAAACGUUUAAAGAAUAUCAACGAAAUGUUAAAUAGCUGUGGUUCAAUCCGUUUCUUUGUUAGAGCUUUUGCUGUGCCAAGUGGGAUAUCUGUUUUGCUAAAACAUUGCCAAAAGUACCCUGAAGACAUAUAAUAUAUUUAAAUAAUGAUGAGUCCCUAACACACUUCAUAUAUUGUCUUCAAUGUUUGCUCCCUACGACCUGGAAGAUUGCCUUUGUGGGUUUACCACUUACUGUACUGGCGGGAUGGAGCAAUCAUGUCAUAGAAAUAAUAGAAAUAGAAUUUUCCCUGAUUUUGUUUUACGGUAAAAAGAUGCAUUAUUCGUUCAUUAGACAUGCUGGGUGCUUCAAAUAAUGUAAUUAAUCUAUUUGACGGUUCAAAGGAAAAACGUCUUCUUUGAUUCAAGACGAUAUUUUGUCUCAAACAAAAAUCGAAUUCCACUCCAGACUAUAGCAUGGUCGAUCCAUUGUUUUCUACAGUUUGUAUCAUGUAUAUGUAUAGAUCGGCUUUUUACACUGACGAAUGAUGCAUCACUGCGCUGCUUGUGUGCUAGCUAGACUUACUCGUCUGUCCAAUACUCCAUUUUGUUAUAUAUAUUUGGGCUGGCCACAUCCUCAGUCACUACUCCUGACUGCUGUUGCGUUAGAAAAUUGCGUUUUACCUGUUAGUGUGUGACAAGGGAGAGCGCUAUGCUUAGUGAAAAGAUGCUCUCGCCAUUGCAUUCUCACAAAUAAAGGUCAGUUUGAUCUUUCUUCAUCUACAUUUAUUGCAAGUUUUUUCUGAGGUAAUGUGACAUAUAUCAAUGUCAAAACUAUGUCCCUGUGAUCUGAAUUUUAUAUUUUUAUGAAAUAAGGUGCAUAAUUGAGUGGAAAACAUUUAUUUAUUGUUCUUUCUUUUAUUGGGAUGGGAGAUGAGAAACAUCACUAAAAUACGGAUCCCCUUACAUGUCUUCCGUUUAAUGGUACAAGCGUCCCAAUGGCUUGUAGGCAGAACUGACUCGCCAUUAAUUCGAUCCGUGAUACGUUGUUUGUUACGAACAAUGUUGCAAGUAAGGUUCAAAUGAAAGUGACGAUUUAUUGUUCACUCUUUUGGGGAUUAUUAAGAAUUAAAUUUUGUAAAUUUGUCGGUAAUGUGUGUAGUUGGGGGUCGCUUCUAACGUGAAUGAUUUGAUUAGAUGCUGUGAUGGUAUAGACACGAUGCUUCAUAGUACGGUCUCUGUGUUUAUUUGGAUAGGGAACCUUUGGAAGACCAGUCGCGGUGUGAUAUAUUAUCUUAGUGUUGAAGUAUUGCAAUGAUGCUUCCUUCGGUGUUGACAAGAUUAUUAUAAGAAUUGCGUCUUUUGACUGACAGCAAUAUGUUUCUAAUGCUUUAUUGUAUUUUAUAUAUUCGUGUUACGAUCAAUAAACUGUUGAUAAUGA